ACUUACUGUCCCCGCGUGCACGUGCCUCAGGCAAAGUGACGGUCCGCACGAGCCACCUGCGCAGUGCCCACAGAGCCCUAAUCGCGAAAAUCGGUUUUUGUACGCCAAAAUUGGAACCCAUCACCACCUCUGAACAUCACACUUGGUCGAUUCCCCGUCCUCUCAUCGACAAGCAGGCAAGAUGGUUCGGUACGCUGCGACUGAGAUUGCCCCGGCUAAGUCCGCCCGCUCGCGCGGCUCUUACCUCCGUGUCUCCUUCAAGAACACCCGUGAGACCGCCCAGGCCAUCAAUGGCUGGAAGCUCCAGCGUGCUCAGAAGUUCCUCGAGAACGUUCUUGAGAAGAAGGAGGCUGUCCCCAUGAGACGCUACGCUGGUGGCACCGGCCGCGCCGCCCAAGGCAAGCAGUUCGGUGUUUCCCGCGCCCGCUGGCCCGCCAAGUCCGCCGAGUUCCUUCUCGGUCUCCUCAAGAACGCUGAGGCCAACGCCGAUGCCAAGGGUCUUGACACUGGCAACCUCGUUGUCAAGCACAUCCAGGUCAACCAGGCCCCCAAGCAGCGCCGCCGCACUUACCGCGCUCACGGUCGCAUCAACCCCUACAUGUCCAACCCCUGCCACAUCGAGCUCAUCCUCACUGAGGCCGAUGAGGUCGUCCAGAAGUCCGAGGCCGUUGUCCGCGAGGAGGCUCACCUUUCCUCCCGCCAGCGUGGCGCUCGCGUCCGCCGUGCCAUCACUGCCGCUUAAAUGCGCUUUGAUAGCUAGGUGAUUGGACGAGGGGAUGUUUUGAUUGAGGGCUUCACUUUUUUUCCGGAACGGUGUACGCGAGCAUGGCAUUUUUCGGGUCAAGGUCACGAUUCCAGGGAAAAAGGGGUCGAUCAUGAAUACUCAAUAAAAGAAUUUGAGAAAGCAUGACACGGCGAAACAAGUAAUCAUUCAAGCCCUGGCGUAAUUGCCAACGGGACGCCAAACCGAACUGCGGGUUACCUGAGCUCUGAGAGUGGCUGUGACGUACCUGUCUGCCCCUGAUGCAGAGCCGCAUGAUGUUCAGGUAGCUAGCCUUCCCGAAACGAUACCCAAUCCAGCAUCCCCGAGUUCAGUUGGAUGUGCCCCCUUUGCUGCGUGAGAAGUGAUGCUUGAGCAAAUACAGCUGCUAUUGAGGUUUCGCCACUGGGGGUAUCUUGGGUAUUGGACAGUCGUGGCUGUUAUGAUAUCAUAACCCUUUUGUAUGAAAUCCACCGAUGCUUCUUAUCUCUUCACCACAUGUACAACAAGCCUUUGGUGAUCGCACAUUCUUCCCCUUGAGCACCCAGCGUGCUUCCAAUGGCCGAUCAGGGAGCUCAUAUAAUUGUGAUCAUACACAUAACCAAACAGAUUCACCGCCAGUAUCUAGAUGAGUAAAUGGGACUCUUCAGCCCUGCAUCUCUACGUCUUCCCCCUCUCCACCUUUCCUUGCCCUCUGCUCAGCUGCCCUCUUCUCCAUCUUCUUCUUGCCCUGGUUAACCCAGUCGUCAUACGCACUUCCUCCCGCCGCAAGCUUCGCCGACACAACACCCUUGAGAAUUUCGCCCGCAAACCCAACAAAGUUGUGUCGCCUCAGGGCGUUCUCAAACCGCCAAGCCUCACGCUUGCGCUCCUCGGUUGCCAGCAAUUCCUCAUCAGCAAACUCGCGCGCCCGAAUCCGUAGGUCUCGAAUCAUAGCCAGCAGGUUGAACCGGAUCUCGCUGGCGUCAUACCUGGCAAUGCGCCGCUGCAGAAC
Messenger RNA from Neurospora crassa OR74A, 1754 nucleotides. Its product is annotated as 60S ribosomal protein L17. Gene Ontology annotation, cellular component: cytosolic large ribosomal subunit; ribosome. Lineage: Eukaryota; Fungi; Ascomycota; Sordariomycetes; Sordariales; Sordariaceae. Bases 182 to 742 code for a protein of 186 amino acids. Gene Ontology annotation, molecular function: structural constituent of ribosome. Gene Ontology annotation, biological process: cytoplasmic translation. The record is from RefSeq and is a predicted model, not a curated record. The transcript has 4 exons.